Messenger RNA from Histoplasma mississippiense, 1827 nucleotides. RefSeq lists its product as hypothetical. Gene Ontology annotation, molecular function: guanyl-nucleotide exchange factor activity; translation initiation factor activity. Gene Ontology annotation, cellular component: guanyl-nucleotide exchange factor complex; eukaryotic translation initiation factor 2B complex. Gene Ontology annotation, biological process: cytoplasmic translational initiation. NCBI's taxonomy places the organism in Eukaryota, Fungi, Ascomycota, Eurotiomycetes, Onygenales, Ajellomycetaceae. The transcript has 3 exons. The record is from RefSeq and is a predicted model, not a curated record. Bases 1 to 1827 code for a protein of 608 amino acids.
AUGCCUCAUGCCUCUGUUGUACCCUAUGCGGGGUUUCAGGCUCUCAUACUCUGUGGCCCUGGCGUUUCUUUGAAUACAUUUACUUCAAACCCUGAGGAAUUCCCCAAAGCCCUUGUUCCAAUUGCGAACCGCCCUAUGGUCUGGUACCCUCUAGACUGGUGCUAUCGCAUGGGCAUUACGAUCCUGAUCUCCUCCAAUGGGCGUUUUACCGCCAUCAACAUGGGAUACAAGAAUGAAUUUUAUAUAACUCUUAUUACUCCUCAGUCAAGUCAGCCCGCUCUAGAGGCUGCCCUAUCGCAAAACCCACAUCUUACAUCGCUACCUUCUCCAUCCCCAUCAGUGCUUGCACCUCGAGACCUAACCUUCACUACUGGUACUUCGGAGCUUCUGCGACUACCUGAUGUGCAAGCAUGUAUCAGGUCCGAUUUUAUGCUUCUUCCUUGCGACCUAAUAUGUGACUUGCUUGGCGAAUCGCUCCUCGAAGCGUGGAUGUCAAGCCAAGGAGCUCUGGAUGGUUCGUCAGUCGGUGAAGCGUUUUCAAGCCGCGUAUCAAGCAUGGUUGGCGUUGGCGGGGAGCAUGGUGGAAGGAGAGGCGGUCUCGGGGUAUGGUACCCCAUACCCACUUCCAAAGAAGAGAAGAUCAAAGGGGAGGUGGCCGAUUUCUUGGCCAUAACACCCCUGGAUACAGAUGAUGCUGCCGUUGUCAAUGGCGGACCAGGCGGGAACGGAUCCGGCCGCGCCUCAUUAUCAAAACUUGUGUACGCUGCGCCAAUGGAUACACUGAAAAACACAAUGGCCGAGAAGAAGGCUUUCUUGAUCCGCCCUUCACUCCUUAGAAGCCAUGGCAGAGUGAAGCUCUUAACCACCUACCGUGAUGCUCAUAUCUACUUAUUGCCGUACUGGGUGAAAGACAUGGCUAAAAGAAACCAGAAAUUCGAAAGCGUCAGCGAAGAUUUGAUAGGAUGGUGGGCGAAGGCCGAAUGGCAAACGGGCCUAGGCGAGAAAUUAAGCCUACGAGAAGUUUUCAGCAACCAGGCCACAAAUAGCCGUGGUUUCGUAGCCGAAGAGCGUGUCGAGGAAGAAAUCGACAUCACAGCCAUGUCUACAACAAAAUCAAGUUCCCACUCCAACAUCAACCCGGACGGCAGCAGCGCGACACAUAAGCAGACUCGACCGCGUCCAACCCAACACACCUUGCCUUUUCAACUAGACGAUACCGUCAAUCCUAACCCAGCAUCCCCACAAAAACUCUCCGUACCCCCAAUCCUCGCCUACAUUCACCCUUCACAACCCUCCGCCCCUCUAAUACGGCGCGUGGACAGUUCUACCCUCCUUCUGUCGACCUCACUCCGUCUGGCAAAACUAGACCCAAUCAACGACGUUGGUCGCGAGGCUGCGUCCCCGUUCGCCCACAUGAACAAAAUCGCCCAUCCAGCCGGCAUCGCCCAGCGAUGCACAGUCACCAAAGCCGACUGCCUGAUCGCCGAGAACGUAACCGUCGAAGAAAAGUGUGUCAUCAAGGAGUGUGUGAUUGGCGCCAACUGCCACAUUGCCACGGGUGCGCGACUGACGCGCUGCUUGCUCAUGGAUGGUGCUGUGGUGGACCAGCGCUGUCAGCUUACAGGCUGUAUUAUUGGGCGACGUUGCAGGAUUGGGCGCGAGUCUGUGCUGAAGGAAUGUGAGGUGCAGGAUGGGAAUGUUGUUCCAGAAGAGACGGAGGCGAGCGGGGAGAAGUUUAUGGUUUUUGAGGGCUUGGAUGGAGAUAUGGAUGACACAGAUAUGGAUGGCGAUAUGGAUGGCGAUACGGAUGAGCAUGGGACGAGCUGA